CUCCGGCUGCGGUCGACAUCGUCAGUAUUCUGACAUCCCACCUACCAUUACAUUGAUUGACUUAUUCGAACGACUUUAGAUGACUGCAUCACGGAAAGGAAAAGCGCCGGAUCGUAAAACCACAUCCAAGUCUGCCACGAAAAGAAAGCUACCUGACAAGGACGAUCCAACUGCCGAACCCUCCAAGAAGCCACGAGUCUCCAUUGCCGAUCUGCUGUCUUCUCAACAAAGUACUGAAUCGAAUGACAGUUCGCGGAUGGGGGAGGGCUACGGAGACCUUGAUAGAAGAGCAGGAAAGAUGGCAACCCAAACCUCUCCUCCGGCAAAGCCGCUCUCCAAACAGGACAUGUACUCCUUCCCAUCCAAGAACGCCACGAGCAAUGUAGUCGACCUAACGAGCUCCCAAUCGUCCCCAGGGUCCCAAAAGAGAAAAGCAUCCUUUGCAGGCGUGAGGACGCCAUUCAAUCCUCAUCAGGGACCCAAGAAGUUGGUUGUCAAGAACCUGCGGACAGUCCCUCGAAUAGAUCCCCAGCAAUACUUCGAACAGAUAUGGUCACAAGAGGACAAGGGUCUUGAUGCGGUCUUCACAAAUCAAAAGCUCUCAUAUUCGCUCGAAGAACUAUAUAAAGGUGCAGAGAACGUCUGUCGACAGGGUAAGGCGGCCGAGUUGUAUGCUAGGUUAAGCAGGAAGCUCGAAGUCCACCUUACGGACACCGUUAGGGACAGUAUUCGACGUGAUGAAGGAUCGUCUUCAGACAUCGACGUUUUGCGGAGUUUCGUCAGCGCUUGGACGACAUGGCAGAAGCAACUGCUGACUAUACGGCAAAUAUUCUACUACCUAGACCAAACCUACCUGCUCCGAUCGGCCGACAACCCAACCAUAACGGAGACGGGCGUGGUCAAAUUCAGAUCCUGCGUGUUCUAUGAUGAUUUGAUAAAGCCAAAGGUCUUGAACGGCGUUGUGGCGCUGAUUGACUCGGACCGAAAGGGUGUUCUCAAUGAGAAAGAUGCAAGUCUAUUGCGUCAAGCCAUCGAUUCAUUCCACGACCUGAGUGUCUAUACAAGCGAUUUCGAGCCGGCAAUGACAUCGAAAACCGAGCAAUACUUCCGGCACUGGCGUGACACAGAAGCAACCAAAGACAAUCUCGCCACCUACGUCAACAACUGCACUGAUCUAUUAGCACGGGAGAUGGGUCGUUGUGAUUUCCUCACCCUAGACCGGAGUACAAGAGCCCAAAUUUCGAACUUGUUCGAUACAAUUCUGGUUGAAGAAGAGACAGACGUUCUUUCGAAUGAGGACAGUAUAUUGGACCUCUUCGAGGACGACAAGUAUGAGGAGACGGAAAGGCUUUACAGCAUUCUCCAACGCAGAUCACACGGCGAAAAGGUUGCGCCGAGUUUCAGCAAAUACGUCGAGACAGAGGGAUCCAUGAUUGUCUUUGACGAGAAACGGGAGUCGGAAAUGGUUAUCAGACUUCUCGAGUUCAAACGGAGGCUGGACCGAUACCUCAAGUACUCAUUCCAUGGCGAUGAUAGACUAGGCAAUGCUCUGCACAAAGCAUUCGAACUGUUCAUCAACAAGACCAAGAAAACCCAAUCCAAUUGGGACACAGACAACAACAAACCUGGUGAAAUGAUCGCCAAGCACGUCGAUCUUUUGUUGAAGGGAGGCGUGAAGGCUGUGCCUCGACUCCAAGUAAAGAAGGCGGAUGCUGCCAAACCCGAGGAAGAGCACGACUUCGACGAAGGUGCAGCAGAUGAGGACGCUGAAAUCAACCAACACUUGUCGAAUGCCCUUGACCUCUUCCGUUUCGUCCACGGUAAAGCAGUUUUCGAAGCAUUCUACAAGAAAGACCUGGCACGACGAUUGUUGAUGGGUCGAAGUGCAUCCUUCGAUGCCGAGCGAAACAUGCUCACCCGUCUGAAGAAUGAAUGUGGCGCCGCUUUCACGCACAACCUCGAGUCCAUGUUCAAGGACAUGGAUCUCGCUCGCGAGGAAAUGAUGUCGUACAACCAACUUCUCAACGACCGAGGCACGAAACCUGUGCCAGAUCUCUCCGUCAAUGUUCUCUCAGCGGCUGCCUGGCCCACAUAUCCCGAUGUCGCAGUUAACAUUCCGACUUCCAUAGCCAAAGUCAUGUCCGACUUCGAAACGCACUACAAGGCGAAGCACAGCGGCCGCAAAUUGACGUGGAAACACCCCCUAGCACAUUGUCAGCUCCGCGCCAAGUUCCCGAAGGGGAACAAGGAACUCGUGGUCUCAGGCUUCCAAGCCAUUGUCCUGCUGCUUUUCAACGAUAUCCCCGCUGACAAGCAUUUGUCUUAUACCGAGAUCAGGGCUUCGUCAGGCUUAGUAGAUGCCGAACUCAAGCGCACAUUGCAGAGUCUUGCGUGUGCCAAGUACCAAGUCCUCAGGAAACAUCCUAAGGGCCGCGACAUCAACGAGACUGACACAUUCACUUUCAACGCAGGCUUCACGGACGCCAAGCUGCGCGUCAAAAUCAACCAGAUCCAGCUGAAGGAGACGAAGGAGGAAAACAAAGAAACUCACCAGCGUGUCGCGGCGGAUCGGCACUAUGAAACGCAAGCGGCCAUUGUGCGCAUCAUGAAGAGUCGCAAGAAGAUUGGGCACAACGAUUUGAUUGUCGAGGUCAUCAAGGCGACCAUGUCGCGUGGCGUCUUGGACCAGGCGGAUAUCAAGAGGAAUAUUGAGAAGUUGAUCGAGAAGGACUACAUGGAGCGCGACGAGGGCAAUUCGUACUCUUAUGUUGCGUGAGGUCGUAUGCGAGAUGCACGAAAUGGUACUAUGCUAGUAGAACUCACGAAAGGAUUUGUCCUGCACAAUUUCAGGGUAUGAUCUGCUUGCUUGCACCUUUGCUUAGUUGGAAACUGUGCAUGCGAAUUCGAUGUGCAAUGGCCAAUGGAUGUCUAUAAUGAACACAGAACUUCAAGACUGAACGUAGUG
Molecule: messenger RNA, 2965 nt
Organism: Exophiala viscosa
Lineage: Eukaryota; Fungi; Ascomycota; Eurotiomycetes; Chaetothyriales; Herpotrichiellaceae
Product: Cullin 4
Exons: 2
Coding region: 80-2776 (898 amino acids)
Biological process (GO): DNA damage response; protein ubiquitination; ubiquitin-dependent protein catabolic process
Cellular component (GO): Cul4-RING E3 ubiquitin ligase complex
Molecular function (GO): ubiquitin protein ligase binding
Source: RefSeq, a predicted model, not a curated record